ACUACAGUUAUUGAUGCAAUGCGAUUCAACAGACAAACGACGAGAUGCGGUGCAACAGAGAUAACUACUCCCGAGUUGGAAAUUGCUACAAGCAAAAUGUCUGGAAAGUCGUCACAGCGUUGUAUUCUUGCCAUUGGACAAACGGGACUGGGAAAAAGCUUCACAGCAACUGUUUUUGGAGCUAAAGGAGUAAAAGUCGGACAUACUAGCGAAUCUGAAACCCAAUCGGUUACAGUUUAUAAGAUUAAAGACGGCAUCUACAUUGAUACACCUGGAUUCGACGAUUCCGAUGUGAAUAAACAUGACGACGAAACUGCGCGCUCGAUUAUUCAUGUAAUGGUAGAAGCAAAAGUUCCUCAAAUAACAACGAUCUUGUGGUUUGUAACACCUCAAACCAGAGCUCUAGGGUCGCUCCAGCGUCAAGCACGGUUUAUAGAAACUAUAGCGGAGAACUUUGACAAGAAUGUGUGGGAUAACACCAUUAUUGUCACUAAAGGGCUACAAAUUGGAAAAGGCGCCUGUGAAGCGGCCAAAAAAGUAGCGCAAACAAAACAUAACACUUCUGAGGAUUUGCUUUCAGGCGUUGGCAAAUGUAAAAUUCAAUUGUUCGAAAAGUUAGACGAAGAAGAUAAAGGAACAUACGGCAUAUUCACUAGCGACCAAUUAAAAGGGUUAAGUGUUUUUAAAGAGACGGAACUGGAACAAAUCCGCAAAAUGUAUGAAUAUCUAAUGAAUGGCCAUCUCCAAAAUCCUAUUCCUCUUAAGCUAAACCCAGUCAAAUGUUUGAAUUGUCUCGAAAUAGCUGAUCCAAGGUUUGCGGGUUCUCGUUGUCAUAAGAUUUGCAAGGUUCAUCCAAAUACAAGUUGGAGCCAUCGCGGACAAUUUAACUAUCAGCAUACGGCGGGAAAGGUUAGCCGUCAUUCCAGCUAUUUUCAUAACGCCACAACAGAAGAAGUGACGGAUCACAGCGUUUGGGCAUGGACUGGUCGCAUCGUUACUUUAGGAAUAGCAGAUUUUAAUAAACCCAAAUUAGUACCCGGAUAUUGGAAUUGCUGUCGAAAUGAUAAUCCCAAUUCAUCUGGAUGCGCGACAUAUUACGCUUGUUGCAACAGAGACUUGUCAGCGACAGGAUGCAUGAAGUAUUAUCCCGAAUGCUCCCAUUAUGAUAAUGCCGCCCCUUGCUACCAAACGUGUAAGAAAUGUAACAGAGAAUCCGAGGAAAGUGGUUGCACUGAUAGAUGCAAAUAUUGCGAAACAUACGGUCCGAGUAAUGUAGAAGGAUGUCAGAAAGUGGGCCAUGGUGGUGUCGAACAUAACUUCCCGAAGAACGUUAGUUAA
Paraglomus brasilianum is the source of this 1338-nucleotide messenger RNA. The record is from the annotation of a GenBank genome assembly. Lineage: Eukaryota; Fungi; Glomeromycota; Glomeromycetes; Paraglomerales; Paraglomeraceae.